AUGAGUGAUAUUACUGAAUCCAAUAGAAAAUACUUUGACAAACUGGCUUCCACCUAUAAGGAACAGUUUGGGAAAACUUGGAUGCUGAUUGCUAAGGUGGUUUCUGAGGAUCGUCUCUGGAUCAGUGAUAAAUGGACGGAUACCGAGGAAGGAAGAGACCAGAAGCUGCAUAUGCUUGAGUAUGCCUGCGGACCUGGCGCUGUCUCUAUUGCCCUUGCUCCCUUCUUGACCAAGGUUACUGGCGUUGAUCUCUCAGAAAACAUGAUCAACGAAUACAACAAGAAUGCCCAGGAAGCCAAUCUCGUGGGCAAGAUGACUGGCUUCAAGGGCGACCUCCUCACAGAGACCGUUUCAGCUGAAUUCGAUGGUCCCGGAUUCUUCGAUUUCAAUAUCAUUGCUGUCAGCCUGGCUCUCCAUCAUUUUGAAAACCCUGGUCUUGCAAUCGAACGUCUAGGAGCAAGACUGAAGAAAGGUGGCGUCCUUUUCUUCAUUGAUUUGGUUCCCGAGGGUCACCAACACCAUCGCCACGGCAUAAUGGAUGAGUUUGAUGAGGCUUCCGCUACAAUCCGUGUCCAUGGUUUCAACAAAGAAGACAUGAAAAGGCUGUAUGAUGAUGCCGGUUUUACUGCAAACUUCGAUUACCGUAUCAUACCGGAACCUCUGGAGUUGAGCAAGGACGGGAAGACAUUCAAAAAGACCAUGUUUAUUGCCAGGGCUCAGCGUGAGUGA
Molecule: messenger RNA, 729 nt
Organism: Penicilliopsis zonata CBS 506.65
Lineage: Eukaryota; Fungi; Ascomycota; Eurotiomycetes; Eurotiales; Aspergillaceae
Exons: 3
Coding region: 1-729 (242 amino acids)
Source: RefSeq, a predicted model, not a curated record